This is a messenger RNA of Culex pipiens pallens (northern house mosquito), 530 nucleotides long. RefSeq lists its product as uncharacterized. Lineage: Eukaryota; Metazoa; Arthropoda; Insecta; Diptera; Culicidae. The record is from RefSeq and is a predicted model, not a curated record. The transcript is spliced from 2 exons. Bases 4 to 375 code for a protein of 123 amino acids.
UUCAUGGAAAUACUGUUGGUGAAAAGUCAUUUUCAAUCGGGAUUCCAUCCAGGUCGGUUCGCUUUUGUGAAGAAAAUGGAAAAUUACGGCGAAAUUUUGAAGAGUUCGCGCGGUGGAGACGUUUUGCUGUUCGGUGGAUACAUGUACAGCCUCAAUCGACUGACCGAAGACACCUACUACUGGGAAUGCAAAUAUCGCAACAAAACGAAGAAGGAAGUGGCAAGUUGUUCGGCAAGGCUCAAUUCAAGACUUCGAGACAACCGACACCUGGUUUGUUCCACCGUUAAGGAUCAUACCCACGCACCGGACACUUCCGAGGUCGCUAAAGUAAGGUUGAGGAUGGAGCUGACAGAGAAUAGUAAUGAAGUUUUCUGAUUACAAGCUUGCAGAUUUUAUUGAUACAAUUACUAACGUUCUGUAAUUCUUUCUAACUAAGCAUUAAGCAGUAAAAAACAACAACAAAAAACUAAAAAAGAGCAUUUUUAAAAUACAUGAAAUUAAAAACACUUUUAUUAAAUAGCAUAAGAGAC